Caenorhabditis remanei is the source of this 681-nucleotide messenger RNA. RefSeq lists its product as uncharacterized. NCBI's taxonomy places the organism in Eukaryota, Metazoa, Nematoda, Chromadorea, Rhabditida, Rhabditidae. The coding region runs from base 1 to 681 and encodes 226 amino acids. Gene Ontology annotation, biological process: protein dephosphorylation. The record is from RefSeq and is a predicted model, not a curated record. Gene Ontology annotation, molecular function: protein tyrosine/serine/threonine phosphatase activity. Gene Ontology annotation, cellular component: cytosol. The transcript has 4 exons.
AUGACUUCGGAAGAGGUUCUUUCUUCCGAAGAGCCUCCAUCCAACGGAUUCAGAAGCUGUUAUGACAAACUUCGGAAAACCGUCGGAAACAUUCCGAUGGAUUCAUCAAAAUCCGAAAAAAUCCAAAAUUUAUCAAGUGGAAAGAUCUCAGAAAUAUUACCGAAUCUCUACUUGUCAGGUCGUACUGUAUCACAGAAUUGUGAUUUAUUAAAAGAGAAAAGCAUUAAAACAGUAAUCAAUGUUUCCGAUCGAGAAGUGAUGAAUUAUGAAGAGAAUCAUCCAUUCGUAAAGAACUACCGAUUUUAUUCAAUGUCUGAUACAGCGAACUCAAGUUUCGAUGGAAUCGUCGAGGAGGCUGUUCGAUUGAUUCACGAAACAAGAGUGCGUGGAGAAGCCGUUCUCGUUCACUGCUUCCUCGGUGUCUCCAGAAGUGCCACUCUCGUCGCGUUCUAUCUCAUAUCUGCUUAUGGAAUCAAUUGGAGAGACGCUGUCGAUUACAUACGUCAUAGGCGGUUCUCCGCGAAUCCAAAUUUUGGAUUUUUGCAUCAACUAAAGUUGUAUUUCAAUACGAAAUCUAAAGAAUUCCGAUUGGAAUUGACUAGCCAGCAAUGUCUAAAAAUGCGAGAAUCCGAUCGUGACGUCAUCAAAAAGUAUCUUCCUUUUGCAGUGAUUGAGCUUUAA